AUGUUGCCAUCAGUUCAGACUUCAUCCCCACGGCAUAGCCUUUCUUCACGAAACAAGGUCCAAAACGCCAGCACUUCACGGGCCAACAUGAUCGGGCCCCACCCGAACUUCCUCGACAAGCUCCCCCGCGACCUCUUCUACGUGCACCUCCUCUUGAUCACGGCCCUCAUAGCCUUCCUCGCGAUCUGGGCCGCCCUGUUCCCAGGCCUGGCCCGAAACUUCAACCCGAGGACAUGGUAUGCCAUAACCCUCUCCACAACUGCCCUGUCGGGACUCUCGGCACUCUCAUACCAAGAACUUGUGGGCCUCAGCCCCUCGAAAACCUUCAAAGCCACGUUCUGGCUAAGCCCGCUCCUCACCCUUACGUGGACAAUGCAGAUAAUUAAGAACAUGAUGCAAGUUGCAGUCUCGCACGUCAAGUACAUGCAGUUCGCAUGUGGGGUGGAGCUCGAUUUCGGGCCGGUCGUGAAAGGCACAGCCCGGAACUCGAUGGGGAGCAUCUGUGCAGGCUCGAUUCUUGUGCCAUCUCUGACGGCUGCCCGAGCUGCUGGUCGAGUCGUGGGGUCUGCCUCGGGGGAUUCAGACGAGUUCAUGUUCUCGUGCGCGGGAUGCUGCAUGGGGGCCUCGUCGAGGGCUGUAGCAUACGGGAACCGGUGGGGAUUUGUGCAUGUCGGGGUCUACGGGAAGGGGAUCUUGCGGGCCUCAGCCGACACGUGGGAGAUGUUCGGGCGGGCCGGGAUGGAAGGCCUGAUCGACCGUGACCUCACGAGCUCGUUUUGCUUCCUGUGUGGGGUUGCAGGUGGGGCAGUGUCUGGGCUAGUUGGGGGGGUUUGGGCGCUUUUUGUUCACGGGAGGUAUGCAACAGAAGUGUGUGUGUACACCUUCUUGGUUGGGUAUUUCACGAAUAGAGUGGCAAUGGCAUGGAUACAAGCUAGUGUUAUGGCAUAUUAUGUUGCUUAUGCAGAAAAUCCACAAAGCCAGCAAUUUGAUGAUACUAUCCCAGCUUACAUCAGGCAGCAUCAAAGAUCACAAGUGUAA
Striga hermonthica is the source of this 1038-nucleotide messenger RNA. The record is from the annotation of a GenBank genome assembly. Lineage: Eukaryota; Viridiplantae; Streptophyta; Magnoliopsida; Lamiales; Orobanchaceae.